AUGAAGCUUCUCACUACAGACUUUGCAUCUUCAUUCUUCAAGCACAGCUCAAAAUGCUUGUCCACUCCAUUUGAAAACCCGUACGACUCCAAACUGAAGCAUCUAUUUUUAUUGAGGAAUGUGUUCAUUUGGUUGGUAUUGAUGAACAUAAUGAAUUUUUUCCUUGAUUUUGAUUACAAGUUUGGUAGGGUUGAUAUUGUUCGUACCCUCUCUGCACCUGAAGAGUGGUUCGAGCCAUCAGAUGUCAAGCAAAUGAAUUUUGAAAACAUAUUGGUGGGGAUAUACUUGAGAAACGAAGACGCAUACUCCAAGAAUGUUGGAUAUACAACCAUUGUUGCCGACGUGUCCUUCCAUAUUGCAGGGAAUGAGAUAUACUUGACUUUGAAAGAGGGACUUCACAAAUCGGCAUUUUUCGAGAGUGGAAGUGGACGCCAUGUUGUGUCGGAAAUCAAAAACACUUUACCUCGAGGACCAGUCUUGUUUCACAUUGGCAAAGUUAAGGAAGCCAUAUCAGAUUUGUCGAAUGCGUACUUGCAACGGCUUUAUGGAAAACAGGCGGCACUGCGACAGGAAGCUAGGAUAAUGACUGCAUUCAUGCUAGUUGUGACAUUCAAGCUGAUUAUUAUGAUGAUGAAUGGUUCCGCCAUCACUUAUAGCACACAGUCAUCUAUUUACUCGGAUGAGGACGCACAAACAACUCCGGCUGCCCACAAAGCAAAUACUUCUCCAUCAAAUGGUGAAGGAUUAACUGGAAAGACCGUUACCAGGACAUUUGUCCCAGAAAUCAACCCAACAACUGAAGUCAAUGACAAGCAAAUGUACCCAAAGCGAUGUUUUACAGCUCCAGUUACGAGCUCCACACGAUGGUAG
Messenger RNA from Lodderomyces theae, 870 nucleotides. RefSeq lists its product as uncharacterized. Bases 1 to 870 code for a protein of 289 amino acids. The transcript has 2 exons. The record is from RefSeq and is a predicted model, not a curated record. NCBI's taxonomy places the organism in Eukaryota, Fungi, Ascomycota, Pichiomycetes, Serinales, Debaryomycetaceae.